This is a messenger RNA of Pseudopodoces humilis (Tibetan ground-tit), 744 nucleotides long. NCBI's taxonomy places the organism in Eukaryota, Metazoa, Chordata, Aves, Passeriformes, Paridae. The record is from RefSeq and is a predicted model, not a curated record.
AUGCCGGCACAGAUAAGCAGCAAUUCCAUAAGCACAGACACGGUGCUCACCAAUGAGUUCAUCAGUAAAUCAUCACUCUUAGAGGAAACAGAGAGGCAAAAAUCUAUUCUUGAGAAGCUGAGGAUGCAGGGAAUAAUCAAGAGUCAAAGUACCACUGCCAGAACUGUAGAAGCAUAUGAGAACUAGAGAGAUGCCCUGGGAAAGACACUGCAGAAACCCCCAGCUAGGCUGGAAAAAAAUCAGUUUGGAAAUGAGGAAGUGGGUGAUUUUACAGUGAAGGACGUGAAGCCUUCUGCUGAAGCAAAGAAACAGGUUAGGGAAGAGGAACUGAACAAAACACCACAACACAGCACAUCAUUUUUUCCCCCAGAAACUGCUCACCAAACCACAGGGAAACACACUGAAAAGGACUGCCCAGGUUUUGAAAGUCAAAGAGGUACAGACCCUCAGCCCUCACCAUUAGCUGCUGAGCCAGGGCUGCUGCUGAGGAAAAUAACUGCAGUAGACACCACAAACAAUUAUACUGAGGAGGACACUGUCACUGAGUCUAUAAUUUACAGCUGCAUCAAUGAAUCAAUCUGGAUUAGGAAGGCACAGGAUAAAGAGAUCCUGUCGGGGAUAUUAACAGAGCUCUCCUGCAAAGAUACCAUACAUAAGCUCUGGUCACAGACUCUCCUUACCAUGAAGCAGCCAGAUCUGGAGAUGUGUUUCCAGCUGAUUGACACUAUCUUGCAGAGGUUUUGA